This is a messenger RNA of Oryza sativa Japonica Group (Japanese rice), 2899 nucleotides long. The record is from RefSeq and is a predicted model, not a curated record. NCBI's taxonomy places the organism in Eukaryota, Viridiplantae, Streptophyta, Magnoliopsida, Poales, Poaceae.
AUGGGAAAUUUAGGAGUUAAAAGUUCUGCCAAACAGACGAAUAAUGAAAGAGGUGGAGCUGUUGGAGCUCUACAAAAUGAUGCGUUCUCCCAAGUCCCGGCCGCCCCACACCGCCGCCAUCCACUCCUCCUCCUCUCUGCGCCGCCUCCCACAUCCACGUUUGAGAGCGCAGGUUCUCCGGGGUCCGCGGCGGCCAAGCAUUGUCUCCCACGGGCGGCCGGGCCAGCGCACAAAUCCGGCGGCCGAAGCAGCAGCAGAAGGUCGCGGCAAAACCUCCGCGUCGCGUCCCCGCAACGAGGGAGCACGCGACCGCGGGACGAGCAGCAGCCGAUCAGCCCGCCGCCGCAGAAGGUUGCCAACUUGCCAAGACGGCAGCCGGCGAGGCCUCCCGCUCCACCAUCCUGUCCGGGUCGGCGGACCGCGGACAGGCCGUGCUGCACGUUCUUCGCUUCGCCGGCCAAGGCGGCCAAGCAGGAAUCCAAGAAUUCUUCCAGCGAGGCAUCCCGCUCCGGGGCUACACCACCGGCGAGGCCGUCCUCCUCAGUGGAGAUGGGUAGAAGACGAUCACGCCGUGAGGAGAGAGAGAUACCCAGGCCGAGUUUGCUUGCCAGCGGCGAGCUGGUGGUGCGCACCUGCAAGUGUGGUGUCCACAAGGAGUUCAGCUUCCACCAUUCCCACUGAGAUUGACAAGGUCAUUGCUAUCUGAAAUACUCCUGUACUCGAAGCUCUGAGAUUGAGAAGGUCAUUGCUGUCUGAACUACUUCUUUAGUUGCCUGCUUUGUUUAACUUGGCUACAUAGUUGAGGUACACUGCAAAUAAAAUGCUUUAUAUCCAAUAAUUUGUAGGAUAAGAAACACAUUCCAGAUUCACAUAAUAAUAAGGAUAUAGACCCUCCAUGCAUUUGUUGAUUCUUUUUAAACCCAAGAAGUAGCAAGAAGUGACCUGAUAGGGCAGCCGUACGGCAUAAAUAUAUAGUUCUGUUUGUGGUUUUGAAUUAUCAACAUUUAUAACUGAUAAUUAUCAUGCAAACUAAAAAUUUGAGAAAAAUAUGCGCAUGCUGAAUUUCUUAAUGAGAUCACAGUAAUCUUCCUUUGAAAGAAAAAACUAUUUUGAAACAUGCAUAUUGCCCGCACUUGCUUUUAAUUACUGUGAGUUUCAGGUACAAAAGGUCCUAACCUUCACAAUAUAUAUUGCCCACACCCUUGUUUUUCUUAAAUGAACAGUAUGUGUUGUUUGUUAAUUUUAUCUGAUCAGUAUGUAUUGUUUGUCACGUGAUACACUGAGUUAAGAAAGUCAUUGCUAGCGGUGCUGCUUUUUGGUAGCUAUAUUUUUCUGACUUCUAAGUACAACCAUAUUUUUUUCAGGGCUGCAAGCCUGCAACAAUGAUGGAUUUUUUUUUCCAUUCAGACCCAUAUCUUAGCAUUCGGCUGGUGUUUGUGGGUAGAAAUUAUUGCUGAACAGUUCUUUACCAGCAUUCUCUAACAGCUAUUUACAUGCAUAGUUAAACCAUUUGUAUCAAGGAAGUUUUGCUAAAUUUUAGUAAUUGUUCAGUUAGCCUUUUGCUUACCAUAAUUCCUUCCAAGAAAGGCCUCUGGGUGUAUUCAUAAUUCAUCCUAAAAAAAUGAGAGUUCCUUAUUUAAGUCUCAAUGUAGAAGUAAAGCUACGCCUUAUUCAGCUGGCUGGCUUACUUUUCGCUACAGAAAUUGAGAUUAAGAUGAUGCAAUUGCAUUCUAUUACCGUCUCAAUAGGUUUCCAAUAGACCAUCCAAUUCUAUCAGUUAAAGCCUAUUGUUAUGCCUAUGGUGUUAUACUGUGCAUUUGUUAUGAUUGUGCCAUUUUUAAUGUUCUUAACAUGUGGUCCUGCAAGGGAGUUGUGGCCAUGCCAAAUCCUAGGAGACAUAGAGCCUAGCUGCAGCGGCAUAGUGGUAGUGACACAAUAAAUUUAUGAACUGUUUUCAUGCUCUCCCACAGGAUUACUAACAUCCAAAAUGAUGCUUCUUUCAUAUUUGGACAUAUAGCAAUGGUUAGAAAGCUAUCUGGCUUCGGUUAUUUGCGCAACUUAGGAGUUUACUGCUACUUCAGCUCAGAAUUGUUGGGUAAGAUCUCAUAAGAUAGAAGUUCCCCUAUCAUUUUCAUGUACCAUUGCCACCGAAUAUAAGCAGCCUCUUCUCAAUCAUGGUGGACUAAAUGCCUAAAGCAAAUAUUAUCUACAUGAAGUCUCUCGGUAGAUUUUCUGAACUGCACAACACGACAGCAUGCUUGCUUACGCCCCAUUGUGUUUUAAUAAUUAUAUUUUAUAUCUGACAUUCCCUUUUUUUCGUCAGGCUUUAACAUCAAAUGCUUUGUUGUUGCUUCCAGCGUGAAAUUUCAGCUAAUCAAAGGAAAUUGUCAGCGAGUUCCUUCUGGUGGCUACGGGUCCGAAUACUCAGCAUGAACACAUGGGCUCCCAACUAGUAUGCAGAAGAGGGCUUCCAAAAGGUGAUUAUGGCCUCGGAUUGUCUAUCCUAUCAUCCAGAGAAUUUGGUCGGGAACACGGGAUUGAUCCAUGGCGGGAGCGGGGAGCCCUUGUUGCUGACAUGAAGAAGCGUGCAACCUACCUUCCUGGAGUGCUCCUUUUCACAUGUUAAUCGACUGUCUAAUGUAGCAUCACACAAUUUGGCUUGCUGUCCGGAGCUUUUAAUGUCUUUGGUUCUAUAACCCUAGAAUGUAUCCGGGAAGUGCCCCGUUCUAAUGCUAGCUAAUCAAUAGCUGCGAUUAUCCUUUUUUUAAAAAAAAAAAAAGCAUAUACAUGAUCAUUCGGCAAUCUUUGAUAUUACAGACUUUGAAGUUGAUCUAGCCAUGUAAAUGUACGGACGCCACGAGUUCACACAAUUCGGCAGGAUUGAAUUAAUUUUGCUCAA